This is a messenger RNA of Brassica rapa (field mustard), 5357 nucleotides long. Its product is annotated as cysteine-rich receptor-like protein kinase 40. Gene Ontology annotation, cellular component: plasma membrane. Gene Ontology annotation, biological process: protein phosphorylation. Lineage: Eukaryota; Viridiplantae; Streptophyta; Magnoliopsida; Brassicales; Brassicaceae. Gene Ontology annotation, molecular function: ATP binding; protein serine/threonine kinase activity. The record is from RefSeq and is a predicted model, not a curated record.
AACCUAUUUAUCUAAGGAUUCUAAGAAUCAUUCUAUUGAUGACAUGUGGCUACAAAAAAAUGUUGCAAUGCUUCUCAAAUAAUAUAUAGGGGAUAAGUUCACAUCAAUAAAAGUAAUAUAAAAUAAAUCAAAUACACUUAGACCAAUGUUAUACAACAACUCUUUGAAAAUAAAAUUAAGCUAAGGCGAAAGGGGAAAGUUUGUUUUCUUAUAUAGUAAAUACAGUGUAAAACUUAUGAAUAAUGAGCUUCAUGCAUUAAGGAAAUCACGGAAAAUCAGAUUAUGAAUAUAGAAAAUUUAUCAUUAAAUCAAUUAAGCACUAUUCUAGAACUUCAAAAUUUAAAACAGAAAUAUUUCAUUAUAAAAAUAUUUUAAUUUAAAAAUUUAGUAAAAAAUAAUUAAUUUAACAAAUAAACAUAUUUUAAAAUUUGGAGAGAUAAAAAAAAUAUGUAGCUUAUAUAUGAUUCUUUAUAUAUAUAUACAUAUAUAAUAGGAGAAGAUAUCCCGUUUUUUUUAUCGUGAUUUGCUAUAUUUUUAAUGGACAUUGGAUGUUUGUAUUGAUUUAAUAAUGCAAAGAAUAAUGCAUAAAGUAAAGAAUUUAGUGUAUGAUUAGGGAACAUAUAAGUCUAUACAAACAAAAUUUGGGCAUUUUUUAAUAUGUUAUUCUAUUUGAUUAUUAUAAAUCAAGAAUGUUUUGUCACAAAUGUAACAAGAAUACAUUAUUUUUCAUUAAAAACUGAUGAUAAAAUAAAUUAUGUAUAAAAAAUUUAAUGAUUAUAUCAAUAAUUUUGAAAAAAGCACAUGAAUAACAGUAUUAUAAAAUUAUAAAACAAAUAACAACAGUUUCAAACGACAUAUUUAAUAAACUUUUUAUAAAAACUAAAUUUUGACCCGUAUAAAAAAAAAUACCGACAUAUGCUUGUGUGUCAAACUUUAAAUGGGUUACCGUUUAUUACCCUAAUAAUAAAACUCAAAAAAUUUCUAUUUUUGUAAAGACCAUUUUUAAUUUGUAUAUAUUUGAAUUAAAUUACAUAUAAACUUAUGUUUUAAAAUUUACCUUCAAAUCUAACAUAAUAAAAACAUAUAUCAAUGCUUUCUUUUAAUAUUCAGUAGUUUAUUUAUCAUAUGUAUAACUAAUAACAAAUGUUUAAAUGUUAACAUAAAUGAAUAUAUAUAAUUAUCAUAUGUGUAACUAAAUUUACUAGAUAAUUAAUCAAUUAUUUAAUUACUUUCAAUUUUAAAUAGAAAGACAUAAGAAUAUUCAAUUAAUAAUCUAUUAGUUAAAUACAAAAUAUUCUUAAAAUAUGUUAUUUCAUGCAUAUGUUAAUUCGUCAAAUAUCAAACGCAAAUACAAUAAAAUAAAUAUAUAAUAAAAAGCAGAAAAUACUAUGAAAGUUUUAAACAACUAAUUAAGUUACAACUUGUAAACUAUAAAAUUAUUGUGUUUGAAGGAUUCAUAUAAACAAUUCAAUUUACGGUUAAUGUUUUUUUUUGUUUCACCUUAGGGUUAUCCUGUAAAUGGACAAGCGAAACACCAGCGGAAUUGGGAUGUCCAUAUCAACCGAAUGUUGACACAAAGCAACACAGAACGAUCAAACCGGAAAUACGUUCACUGCCUAUCGAGAACCGAGAAGCAGUUGACUGAGGCUUGUAAGCCACUUUCCGGUGUCAACAAAAAGAGGAAAUCAAACUAAACAAGGUGACACUUUCGGAAUGGACCGCCACCGACUUCCGAAAGAUUUAGAGAGAGACAAAGCAUAAGAAAUCCGCUGUAAUGAUAGACGACAAACAGCCGACAUGAAAGCUGUUUUUUUUACCGCCAUGUAUACCAUAACCCAAGAUAUGCUUCCGAUGUAAAAAAUAUGUAUGAUUUAUUCUAAUAUUAUUAUUUGGUUAAAUUAUGUUGGUAAAGAAAAUAUACAUCAAAUUAAAUAGGAAGGAAAAAGAAGAAAUGAGAAAAAAAACUGAUUAAAAAUGAAUCAAUUUUGAAAUUGUUUAGGGAAACAUAGAUAAUAUAGUACAUAAAAAUAUAUUGCAUACCCUAACCAUAUAGUUCAUAUGUUCAAUUAUAAUUUUUUUAUGGUUAUACAUAAUAUGUUCAAUUAUAUUUUUUUAUGGUUAUACAUUCUAAUUUCCCAACAUAGUAAACGUUAUCCAUAAUGCACGUAAAUGAACCUAUACCUCCUAAAUAAAAUAUCCAUUCAAAUUCAUUUCAAUAAUUAUUUUUAACAGAAAAACUAAUAACAUGAACGUUUUGUUUACGGUGGAUAGAGAAAAAAAAAAGAACAUGACCGUCUUCUUUACGGUGAAUACAGAAAAAAGAACAUGAACGUUUUCUUUACGGUGGAAAGAAUACCACACAAAAUCCAGCAAUUUGGUAAUUGACAUACCAGAAGAACUUGACCAAAACGUACGCACCUGUUUUAAAAACGUCAUCAAACUGUGAAUAAAAUACAGAACACAAAUUUUAAUAUUUUUUAAGCGAUUGUAUCUUACACAUUUAGACAAAAAAACUAUUUAAAAAAAAUAUCAGAUAUUAUUUGGCAUCACGAACAAAUUUCAGUUUAUGGUGUCCAUAUAAGAUAUAUCCGUUUUGUUUAAUAAUCAACACAUUCUUUCCCUAUCAGUAAGGGUAAAUCUCCAAAAUAUCACAUUUUGUGGUAAAAUAGUAUUUUAGGGAAAAAAAUCUCUAAAAUGGUAUUUACUAAUGAUGGAUUAAAUUUUCGAGGAAAGCUUUUUUUUAAUUUAUUUUCACAAAAAUAGUUUUCGAAGAGAAAAAUGACGGAAAUAAGUUUUAUUAAAGCAUAAAAACAUAUAUUAUGGUUUAGGGUGUAGAGUUAAACGGUAGGUUUUGAGGAUAAAAUUUCAAAUUUUAAAAAAGAAUAUUAAAAUUUUUUAAAAAAAAAUUCUAUUGGUCAUUUUUCUCCUUGAAAACUAUUUUCGUGACAAAAACUGGUUCUCUAAGAGAAUUGCCCAUGAUAAAAUGAUUAAGUACUUCAAACAUUAAAUUUUAUUCUAACCUCGAUUCCUAAAUAUUUAAUUCUAAAAUCUAAUUACUAAAUUCUAAACCAAUUGUUUUUAACUCUUAGUAGUUAUCUCAGUAAAGAAAGAGCUCUAUAAAUGUAACAAUGUUAGUACUCGAAGAAGUACAAGAAAAUAAAACACUUGCUAUCUUACAUUAAAAAAAGAUAUGGGCAAAUUCUCAGCUUUGAUUGCUUCUUCUCUUCUUUUUGUCCUUCAAACCCUCGAAGUUGUUAAUGGCGCCGAGUGUUUUGGAAGCUUAGUUGGCAACAGCAGCUACUCCCAGAAUAGAAUAAAUCUCUUCUCAACUCUUUCUAAUAAAGUCCUCACUAACGGCGGAGUCUACAACGCUUCACUCGGCCAAUAUCCCAACAAGGUUUACGUUCUUGGCCUCUGCGCAAGAGGCUUCAAGCCAAACGCUUGUUCCAAUUGUGUGGAAAAAUUGGCACAGGAAACACAAAAGGAUUGUUCAAACAUCAUGGACUCGUUCGUUUGGGGCAGUGACGAAGAAGAGCUUGUUUCUUGUCUCGUACGUUCCUCAAACCGCUCUUUUGGGAACGUCCAGACUAGUCCUCCUAAAAUAGGGCCAAGUCCAGAUCAUAUCGGGCCAUUGAUAAACAUGACCCUUUUCAUGCUACAAUGGGAAUACACGGUUAAUAAGACCCUCGAGGCUGCCACAAAAGCUAAUGCUUCCUCGGCACAGAAGUACUAUAGUGCCUCAUACGCCGAGUUCACAGCGUUUCCGAAUGUUUACAUGCUGAUGCAGUGCACACCCGACAUAACUUCUCAAGGCUGCAAGCAAUGUUUGGAAGCUUGUUUGAAAUACUUUAGAGAACAGUUUCUGGGAAAAACAGGGGGCAUGGCUACUUUUCCAAGCUGUUUUUUCAGAUGGGAUCUAUAUACUUUCCAUGGUGCUUUUCUGAAUGUUACAAGAGUUCCGGCACUUCCUCGACCUCCGCCUCAGGAAAACGGGAGCUCUAUACCAGAUAAGAAAGGAAGAAGCAUGCUAUGGGUAAUCAUCACGAUAAUUGGGGUUCUUACUUUUAUUAACGUUUUGGUAUUUCUUGGUUUCUACAAAGUCAAUGCUUGGAGGAGAAAAUUUAACAACGGAAAAAAUGUUGGUGGUGCAGAAUACGCUGAUUCAGAUGGUCAAUUUAUGUUACGGUAUGAUCUUGGUAUGAUCUUAUCAGCAACCGCUAACUUUUCGCCUGAAAAUAAGCUUGGGCAAGGUGGAUUUGGUACCGUCUAUAAGGGGAAACUACUUAACGGGAAAGAGAUAGCCGUAAAGAGAUUAUCCAGAGGUUCAGAAGGAGGUAUAGAGUUUAAGAAUGAGGUUUCACUCUUGACAAGACUCCAGCAUAAGAAUCUAGUUAAGCUUCUUGGUUUCUGUAACGAAGGAGAUGAAGAGAUUCUUGUCUACGAGUUUGUACCCCACUCAAGCCUUGACCGAUUUAUCUUCGAUGAGCAGAAGCGUUCGCUUCUUACAUGGGAAGUGAGGUUUAAAAUUAUAGAAGGAAUUGCUCGAGGUCUUGUUUAUCUCCAUGAAGAUUCUCAGCUGAAGAUUAUUCACCGAGACUUGAAGGCAAGCAACAUCCUUUUAGAUGCAGAAAUGAACCCUAAGGUUGCAGAUUUUGGGACAGCGAGGUUGUUUGACACCGAUGAGACUCGAGCUGAAACAAAACGAAUAGCUGGAACUCGUGGAUAUAUGGCUCCGGAAUACCUGAAUCAUGGGCAAAUCUCAGCUAAAUCUGAUGUAUAUAGCUUCGGUGUGGUGCUUCUAGAAAUGAUAAGUGGUCAAAGAAAUAAUAGCUUUGAAGGAGAAGGAAUUGCAGCUUUUGCAUGGAAGAGGUGGUCUGAAGGAAAGCCUGAGGUUAUAAUUGAUCCUUUAUUGGUAGAAAAUCCAAGUGUCCAGAUCAUUAAGUUGAUCCAGACUGGUUUGUUGUGUGUUCAAGAGGAUGCAACAAAGAGACCAACCAUGAGCUCUGUAAUGGUUUGGCUUGGCAGUGAGACCAUCACUAUUCCAUCACCUAAGGCUCCUGCUUUCACAGACAGUUAUUCUCAAUCUGAAGAUGGUACAAUGUCCAUGAGCAUUGUCUUCUCGGAGUUGAGUUCUCGUUGAGUUAUAAUUUGUUAAUCCAUAUGUUCUUUUAAGGUGUAACAAUUAUUCUACUUGAUUUGAAUUAAAAAGAGAGACUAUAAAGUAUAUGAAUAAAUACAUAAUCCUAAGUUCUAGAACCUCUACAGAGAAUAUAUGAUAGUAUUACUUAUACAGAUUUAAUUUUCAAUUUCUUGUUGUAAUCGCCAUGAAUCUUAAUAUGGCCCUUCAAGAUCGGUAA